CAUCUUGAUUUAUUUUUGAGAAAUAUGCUCUUGGCAAUAUUUUUAGCAUUUUAGUAAAUCUUAGCAGAUUGCAUUGAAAAUUCUUAUCUCACUUAUCCAAAUCAAGAAGAAUGGGUUUAUGUAAUUGAUUUCUCUUAUUUACUAAUAGGAAGUCAAAAGAAUUUCUGUUAAAUUAGAAGGAGAAUAUGUUAUUGGAUUUGGUGAUAAUUAUGAAGUUAAAGAUAAAUCAAAAAUAUAAAUUAAAUAAGUCCCAGGAGGUUUAACUUUUGGACCUUCCAAUUUUGAAAUUUAUUGUCCAUCAAUUCAUAAAUUAUCUAAGAAAGAUAUUAUCAAAUGCGAUAUCUAAUUAAACAUGAAAGAAAUUAAUGCAACUUCAACUCCUUCUAAAGCCUUAUUUGUAUUUUCAGUAGAAUUAGAUAAUUUACUUAAAUAAAAUCCUGUAUUUUAGAUUGAAACCAAUUUUCAAAUGAGAUUAAUGGAUUUUGCAUAAUAAUUAGAAAAUAUGGCAUAUUAUCUUGAGUAUGAAAAUUGUGAUUAAAUUGUGUAUUUGUUACCAGAUCCUUUACCAAUUUCAUCUGAAUAAAUAAAUUUACUUAAAAAAUACUCAAAAACUUUACCAGAUGAUACUCCCACUAAAUAAAUAACAGAGUCAAUCAAAGGGUAAUUAUUUGUUGAGAACUUUUCAAUUGAUUCAAGUUCAAAUACUCAUCUUUAUGGAUUAAUUGCAAUCAUUAUAGGUGUUGUAAUAUUAGCCAUAAUAAGAGCUUUUAAGUAAAAUUAAAUAAGAUUAUUUAUAGUAAAAAGCGAGAGUAAUAAAAGUAAUAUGAUCAUUCUAAAUAACCAUUAAAUGAACAAGAAUUACAUAAGUUAACUUGA
Molecule: messenger RNA, 876 nt
Organism: Paramecium sonneborni
Lineage: Eukaryota; Ciliophora; Oligohymenophorea; Peniculida; Parameciidae
Source: the annotation of a GenBank genome assembly